Fusarium pseudograminearum CS3096 is the source of this 1329-nucleotide messenger RNA. RefSeq lists its product as uncharacterized. Gene Ontology annotation, molecular function: FAD binding. The coding region runs from base 1 to 1329 and encodes 442 amino acids. Lineage: Eukaryota; Fungi; Ascomycota; Sordariomycetes; Hypocreales; Nectriaceae. The record is from RefSeq and is a predicted model, not a curated record. The transcript is spliced from 2 exons.
AUGCCUGCCCAAGACUUCAAAGCAAUCGUCGUCGGCGGCGGACCUGUCGGGUUGUCAGCUGCCCACGCCCUUUCACGCGCCAACAUCGAUUUCGUUCUCCUCGAACGCCGCCCAAGCCCUGUCAUUGACGCCGGCUCCAAUCUCGUGCUCAAUCCUAUGGGUAUUCGUGCACUCGACCAGAUCGGCCUCGGAGAUUCUCUUGAGAAAGUCAGCUCUACUGUCGGUCUCGUCAAGCGCCAGGAUCAUCAAGGUCGCGAUCUCGGCGAUGCGCACUGGUUCAUCCUUUUCAACAAACUCCUGGGAACCUACCCCCGUGUAGUUAGCCGCCAGGACCUCACAAAGAUUCUUUACGAGUCACUGCCCUCAUCUACAAAGGAAAAGAUCUUGACAAACAAGAAAGUCUCCGACAUCAUCCCCAACGACAAUGGUGUCCGAGUCUCGUGUGUCGACGGAACAUCUUACGAGGGCUCCAUCGUCAUCGGAACCGAUGGUGCCCACAGCUACGUCCGUGAAAAGAUGCGCGAUCUCGCCCUGAACGACAAAUCCGAACAGGUCAAUGAGGAGAAGCCCUUCCUGACCACCUUCCGAGCUCUGUGGCUGCGCAUGCCAACCAAGUUUGCAGGCAUCGACGCUGGAGUCACUUGCGAGACCCACGGUCCUGGUGCUGCGACACAACUCUUUGCCGGUGAGGAUUCUGCUGUCAUGGGACUCUAUGAGAAGGUGGAUGAGCCCACGCGAGAUCGUGUGAGGUACACCGAGGCUGAUCAGGUUGCUCUUGUUGAGCGAUGGGGUCACAUCCCCCUUGCACCAGGAGGCAAGCUCACUCUAAAAGAGGCAUUCAACGCCCGCACGCAGUCUGGACUUGUCAGUCUGGAAGAAGGUGUCGUGAAGCACUGGAGCUGGGGUGGCCGUGUUGUUCUCGCAGGCGACUCAGCACACAAGUUCACACCCAGUCUGGGUGCAGGCUGCAACAACGGAUUAAUUGACGUUGUUGCGCUAGUCAACCAACUCUACGCUCUUCGCCAAGAAGCACCUACUCCCACGCACGCGCAACUCGCUUCUGCUUUUCAGACCUACCAAGAUUCGCGAAUGGCGACUGUGGUAGAGGCUUGCCGCAGUUCGGGCAACGCAACUUCCAAUGCGUCGUGGCAGUCUGGCGUGUUCAAGUUCAUCGACAAGUAUGUCAUGGGCUUUGAGAUGGUGCAGAACGUUCUAGUUGGGUUAGGCGCACCAAAGAUGGCUCAGGCACCGCGACUGACGUGCAUUGAAGGGCCUGAGAGGAUGGUUGGUACUAUUCCCUGGGCAAAGACUGAAACAAAGGUUCAUUGA